UGAGAUAUGUCUUGAAAGUUUACUGGUUCCUUGUUCUGUGAAGAUUUGAAAUUCCACUAUUUAAAGAUAAAUUAUCUAUCUGUCUAUCUAUCUAUCUAUUGUUAAAAAAGUCUUACCUGAGGGUUUUACAGAAUCUGACCUGUGGAUUAAACAAGGGAACUCUAAAUCAUUUGGCUGAUUGUGCAUUAGGCGUAAAAUUAAUUUUGGAUUUACGAAAAAAAAUCAAGUCACAAAGAAAAUUCCGGUCCAAACUGUGUUCAUCACUUGAGGGGCCAGUGGAUGUUAUUUGUGUUUACAUCUGAGUAGACCUUAGAAGUACACAACCUAUCGUCAGCGAAGGUCCCUCUAUUUAAGUCAUUGACCUCUAACUGGCAGUUGUGACGCAGGGCUGAGAAGGGGUCCUUGAGCAAUCUUAACGCAAAUGGAUGAGUUAAAAUAAGUGAAAUGUAACAUGUGUGCGUCAUUAAGAAAUUAAACAUUUUCCUAGCAUGCAGGAGGAUAUUUUGAGCUAAGAAGCUAAGGAACUUGUAUACCCGUUGACACUAUGGAGUGCAUUCUGUUGACACUAUGAGUAUCGUGAGAUCACAGCUGCAUAGUCUUAAAACAGGCUAGCAACACAAGUUCUUUUAUCUCUGCCAGUGUAAACUUUCUUUUUCUGGACAGAUAAAUAGGCCAUAAGUCGCACAGUGAAGGUCUCCUGAUGAAUGAACUGACAUGAUGACACAUGAUCCUGGCUCCUUGGCCGGCGCCACUUGUUACUAUGAAGACUAUAAGCGCCCUGGAAUUAGAGCUGCCAACCAAAAAAAAAAAGGCGGUCUAGAAUGAUCUAGGGGGUCAAUCCCCCCCUCCGAGACCUAACAUCACUUAGAAACCAUCUACGGGAAAUGUGACCCACAGUGUUUUGCAAGACAUGUGAGCUGUCAAAGUCUCAGCACUGUGGAAGAGUCCCAAAAGUGAGAGCAGCAAGCUGGAGUUGUGCAAAAGGUCCUGUGACCAGCCUGGACAGACCAGUUAUCAACUUUGAACAAAAUUAAUGGAUAAGCAGUGAAAGGCUUCUCCGAGUACAGCAUAAAAGAAUCUGCAAUACAAGUGGGAAAGCUGUGUGUUGGUGAAAACGGAGAACGCAGCACGUUGUCAUCGAGCAGACGGUCAUGAACCUGCGAUAUGAGCGAGGAUGGGUGCAGAAUGAGCCCAGCCUACUUGGGCGUCUUGAUGCCGGGUGCAAGGAGUGGGAGAGGCAGCUCAGAGACAUGCAGAGGAACAUAGAGGAGCUUUAUCAGGAAGUGAAGGCUCGUCGAGAGGAAACUGAGGCUGGAUUGGACGGGAAGACAGACCCCUGGCUUCCUACAUCUAGCCAACGUUCCAAAGGCUCAUCUAAGCACUUCAGUCAUCGCAGUAGUGACCACUGUUACUCUCCCCAUCACCAGAGCUAUGGAAAUGGUGACUCAUUUCGUCACUAUAGUAAUGGCCACUGUGACUCAGCCAACCACCUUACUAACGGCAGCAGGGACCAUCCAGUUUGCCAAGGCCACAGUGCUAAUAAGCUGUUGAGUCAGCGUAGAAAUGGCUGGAACAGUAGUCAUGGUUAUGGUAACCCAAUGAAAUACAACAGCAAUGGCUCCAGUUCCCACGCUGAUCACAGCAGAGAUGCUGGACAGGACUCGGCCAUGAGGGAAUUGGAAGACAUCCUUAAUUUCUGUCUGGGACAGGCUGUUGAGUACAUGAAUUCCCCGGCCACGCUGCAGACCCCCGACAGUUCCGUUGCCAACCUCCAUGGCAACCAAUCCACCACCACGUCUGAGCAAAAGAAAAACACCCCACUCAACACUACACUGGAUGGACGCACCCAAAUGAGUGAGCAGUUUAAUAGAUGCCCCGAUACAAUGUGGAAAAAGUCUGGCGACAAAAGGGAUAAAACGUUUUCAGUGAAAGCCAGCGAAGGAUGCGAAGAAGCAGAGAACAGGAAGAACAAAGUGUUUUACUCAGGAUAUGAGUGGUACAACAACUCCAGCGAUCCCACCAAGGUGGAUCAAAGGUUCAGAGCUUCUCCAACGAAUGCAGAUGCCCCACCCAUUCCUCCUCGUACCACUUCGUGGCACCGCAAUAGCUUGACAACGGCAGAUCCAGAAUUUCCAGCUUCCACCCCUGAGCGGAAGUGCGUCAGCCCCUCUGUGCUCCGGAAAUUCGGAGCAAUGCUUAAAGAAAAUGAGGGCAAGACGCUGAUGGACUCUGGCCUGGUGGUCACCACAGUGGCGUCUGCCAGCGCAAAACGAAUGAGCUCAACUCCUGGCAAGUUUAAUAUCAAUAAGUUGCCUUCGCUUUUGCCAGUGUCGAAAUGCACUUCACAUAACAGGGCUGAAAGGGAGCAGUUGCACCCAGCUGAAAGAGACUUUGUGGGGAAGAUCUGCUUGGGUUCCACGCUUGGCACAGCGCCUUCUUCCUGCUCUGACCGGGAAAGCCCUCUGACGCGGAGUUCAUCCCAGUGCCCGGCUCCGAACGUGCAGUGUCAUGAUGACAUCAUCACGCUCAUAAACACGUUAGAGCUUGAGCAGCAGUCAUCGACCCCUCCGAAAGUUUGGAGUUCGAACCGAGCUCAGGUUGUGCUGCAGGAGACCAGCUUGCCAUCCUCCAUGUCCACCACAAGGCCUUUCUCCCGCCCUGCCCGUCCGGCGAAGCGACGCCCACCGUCCCGCUGGGCCGCCCGCAUCCCCAGCAUCACUGCCACCGGCACUCCUGCAGAGAUCCAGACGUCUUGCUCAUUCUCCAGCCAAAUGGAGACAGUCAUCAUGUGACAGGACUGCAUGGGACACCCUCCGUUUGUCCCCUCUGUAAAUAAGUGAGACGAGUAUUUCGGGCCAGCUGGAUAGCGCUUUAGGAAUGUACUAAGAAUGUACCCGGCGUAUUUUAAGAGUGCAGUGCAUUACGUAGAAGAGAUAGUACGCACCUCCCUGUCGUUGCCUGCGUUUCCGUACUUUUAACUCUAUGCUUGACUCCUAAAAUUGCCACAUUUUCUGAGUGCUGUAUUAUAUGCUGUGAUGGUUCCCCUCAUGACAUCAUCUUAGUGGAGUAGGAAGCAUGUUGGUUAUUUCUUCUUACAAAGGCUUAUUUCACUUUUAUUUUAAACCUUCAAUUAAAGUUUGUG
Messenger RNA from Scleropages formosus (Asian bonytongue), 3142 nucleotides. Its product is annotated as protein SOGA3-like. Bases 1152 to 2792 code for a protein of 546 amino acids. The transcript is spliced from 6 exons. The record is from RefSeq and is a predicted model, not a curated record. Lineage: Eukaryota; Metazoa; Chordata; Actinopteri; Osteoglossiformes; Osteoglossidae. Gene Ontology annotation, biological process: regulation of autophagy.